Molecule: messenger RNA, 865 nt
Organism: Moneuplotes crassus
Lineage: Eukaryota; Ciliophora; Spirotrichea; Euplotida; Euplotidae
Source: the annotation of a GenBank genome assembly
AAAUAUUAUAAUGGAACCUGGAUCAAUGGACGGAUUGAGGCCUAUCGGAGGCCAAGAGCAACAACAACCAAGUAAGGAAGAUAACAUAGAUACCCCCAAUAACAAUCAUGAGGAACAACCUACUAAGAAAAGGGAGGCAAAGGCUAUUCAGCCAAACCAGACCUUGUAUAUCAGGAAUCUUAAUGAGAAAAUUAAGAAAGAUGAUAUGCAACAUUCCCUUUUCCACUUAUUCGGACUAUACGGUGACAUUCUUGAGAUCACUGUCAAGAAAAAUCUUAAAAUGAAAGGACAAGCUUUUGUUGUUUUCAGUAGUGUCGAUAACGCGCAGAAAGCCCAGCAUGAUCUACAAGGUCACACGUUCUUCGAAAAGAAAAUGGAAAUUCAGUACGCCAAGCAACCCUCUGACGCCACCCUCAAGGCAAGGGGAGAGUUCGAUAAAUAUGAAAUUAAAUAAGAGAUUCCAGAGGAAAAAGGAAAACGAAGCUAAGGAAAGAGAGCAAAAGAGAAAGAACAUGGAAGAACAAAUAGAAGAAGUCAAGGGAGACAUCGAUGACAUUCAGGAUAAAAUGAAGGAAACUCUGGAGGAAGAGAAAAGACUCAUGCUUGAGUCCCAGAAAAAGACACUAACUUUUGAAAACCUUCCAAAGAACGUGACUGAGGAUCAGGUUAGACACCUCCUAACUCAUUAUCAAGGAAUUAAGGAUGUAUUUGUGAAUCCUGGGACCUGAGUUGCCGUUGUUGAGUUUGAGACACAUGCCAAUGCAGAUCUAGCCAAGAGAGGCGUUCAUGAUUAUGAGUGGGUACCAGGCAGCAAACUUGCGGUGAAUUUUAAAUAAAGAGAGUUAAAAGCGGAUUUUGGAUUUUU